AUAAUGGUUGAGCAGUACGUUGGAAAAUGGAAAAUGACUUCAAGUGACAAUUUUGAUGAAUAUAUGAAGGCUGUAGGUGCUAGUUUUGCCUCUCGACAAAUGGCAAACCUUGCUAAACCAAGUUUGUUGAUUGCUGUGGAUGAGCAGGGCUUCAUUACUAUGAAAGCUGUUACUACAUUCAAGACCCUGGAAAUCAAAUUCAAGUUAGAUGAGGAAUUUGAUGAGACGACAGCAGAUGACAGGAAAGUGAAGACUACUAUGAGCCUUGCGGAUGGUAAACUUAUUCAAAAGCAGACCUGGGAAGGAAAGACCACAAUAAUUGAAAGAGAGAUUCAAGACACGAAAAUGAUAGCGAAAUGCACCAUGGAUGACGUUGUGGCUAUCAGGACAUAUGAAAAAGAUGCAUGA
Molecule: messenger RNA, 408 nt
Organism: Danio aesculapii
Lineage: Eukaryota; Metazoa; Chordata; Actinopteri; Cypriniformes; Danionidae
Gene: fabp4b
Product: fatty acid binding protein 4b
Exons: 4
Coding region: 4-408 (134 amino acids)
Biological process (GO): fatty acid transport
Cellular component (GO): cytosol; nucleus
Molecular function (GO): fatty acid binding
Source: RefSeq, a predicted model, not a curated record